Molecule: messenger RNA, 1402 nt
Organism: Paramacrobiotus metropolitanus
Lineage: Eukaryota; Metazoa; Tardigrada; Eutardigrada; Parachela; Macrobiotidae
Product: N-alpha-acetyltransferase 60-like
Exons: 5
Coding region: 479-1327 (282 amino acids)
Biological process (GO): N-terminal peptidyl-methionine acetylation
Cellular component (GO): Golgi membrane
Molecular function (GO): histone acetyltransferase activity; protein-N-terminal amino-acid acetyltransferase activity
Source: RefSeq, a predicted model, not a curated record
UCACUAUACGCAGCCUGUUUAUUUUGCAUUUUUGCGGACACACUAUUUUUAUCCUGUACUUUAAGGUUUAAGUACUUUUUCUCGGAUAUUUUAUUUACACUGCCUCUAGGAACCAAAAAGUGAUUUGAUUUUAAGUUUUUAAUAUUUGAAUGAUGCCUAUAACCUAUCGGGAACAACUUUACAUUGUUUAGGUUGUAAGCAUUCUUAUUCUUAGUCUCAAGCUCGCAGGUGUGAUUUCUUGAAAAUUAUCUUUGUCAUUCGGGGGAUACGAGUAGUGGUGUUUUUCGGAGGUCGGAAGUUUUUCGUGUCUGUGUCUGAAGAUGGGAAUAAAAGAGCAAUUUCCCGAAAGAUCUGUUCCUGUUGGCAGCCAGUUUUCCAUGUAUGAUCUGCAGCGAAAGCCACUUUAUGGCGCGCAUCUGAACUUGCAGAACGAACACGAGCUGGCCAGUAAGAAUGGUUCGUACUUCGUACCAAUUGCAUGAUGUGCUUUUUUAUAAUCUUUUUGUUUAGUUUUAUUACUCAUUGCCUGAUCUUUCGUUUGCAGCUAAGGCUGUGCUGGCUGAUGAUAUCUUCUGCUAUAGCUUAUCAGGCCAUCACGGAGUUAGAAGUUUCUAUUCCGACGGUGGAACAUGCUGCAGAAAUUGAAUGUUUUUGUGUCGAAGUGUUUCCAGCACGGUACGACAACUGCUGGUAUGCCGCUAUGCUAGCCUCGGAAAGCAUUUACAAAUUGUGCUUCCGCUGGAAGGGACGAAUUAUAGCGCUAAUUGUUGGCCAGGCUGCCGUCAAGGAAUUCAGCGACAGUAUUGCGCUGGCGUCGUCUUCCGAUGCUUGUGAUAGCUCCAAAGAACCGCAGGUGGCUGCUUAUAUUAUGCUCUUGGGUGUGCUGGAACCGUACAGAAAGUUUGGAUUAGCAUCCCGUCUGUUACUGAGUUUCCAGCGGACCGUUAACCUUUCCUACCCCAGUUUAUCCCGCACCUUCUACUUACAUGUGGCCACGGAUAACUCUGCCGCGAUGAGAAUGUACUCUCGUCAAGGGUUUUUACGCAUCAGCAUUCUGCCCCAGUAUUACAAUUACGCCAAAGAUAACGCACCUCCUGAUUUACGUGAUGCUUAUUUAUAUGCCAAAGAAGUGCUUCCCGCCAGCGAAUGUCUGGAACACGCGCGGGAUUGCGCGGAUACACUGUACAGAAAUUUAAUGCCCGUAUUUUCUUACGUGAUCUCGGUGUUAAUUUUUCCGGUGAAAAAAGUAUUUCGGUUGCUGGCUAGUUGUGUGACUUCACGGUUACAAAAAGUUACUUUGCGAACCGAAGCCGCCAAAGUAGUUUGACUACUUCUACAGCUUGUUGCUUGCAGAUACUGAUUUUGGGAUAAUCGUGAUAUUACAUUUGCUGUGAUUAUGUAA